AUGAUCUUCCAUGGCAUCGUUCCCGGCCUCUCCUGCUCUCCGAUUGGCCGGAUCCGGCUCGACGUCCUAUUAGGGACCAGUGACCACUUCCGGCGCGAGCCGCUCUGGUUCGAGGUGGUGGAUCUGUCCAGCGUGUACCAUGUGCUGCUAGGCCGGCCCGCGCUCACCAAGGUCAUGGCGGUCCCCCACUACGCCUACAUGAAGAUGAAGCUGCCGGGUCUGAAGGGCCUCAUCACCAUCACCGGCGAUUACCGCAAGUCCCUGGAGUGUGCCCGAGACGGCGUCAAACUGGCCGAGUCGCUGGUCAUAGCCGAGGAGCGGCGCUAG
This is a messenger RNA of Aegilops tauschii subsp. strangulata, 327 nucleotides long. RefSeq lists its product as uncharacterized. NCBI's taxonomy places the organism in Eukaryota, Viridiplantae, Streptophyta, Magnoliopsida, Poales, Poaceae. The record is from RefSeq and is a predicted model, not a curated record.